Messenger RNA from Perkinsus marinus ATCC 50983, 475 nucleotides. RefSeq lists its product as hypothetical. The annotation marks the transcript as partial. The record is from RefSeq and is a predicted model, not a curated record. Lineage: Eukaryota; Perkinsozoa; Perkinsida; Perkinsidae. The transcript is spliced from 4 exons.
AUGCCGUCCCCACACCCGACUAAUGCUACUCACUCCACUACGCCUUUCUCUCAUAGUGUUAUCGCAGGUGGUAUUGCAGGUAUGGUGGAGCUUACUGCAAUGUACCCUCUUGAUGUUAUCAAGACGAGAGCUAUGGCAGGGACAGGUCGACAGAAAAACAUGUUCAUGGUGUUAUUGAUGAUAUACUCUGUACUCACCAGAGCAAUCAAAGAUGAGCGUAUUCGUAUCUAUCGCGGAAUGCUCUUCCCCUUACUGUCUGAGACACCCAAACGGGCUCUCAAGUUUUCUACUAAUGCUCAGUUGCGAGAUAGUUUUCAGAGCUUAGUCCAGGCUCGGAUACUCCGGCCAGACGCUAGCAUUAAUGAGUGGUGUAGGAGCUGGUAUAUGCGAGGGAGCUAUAGUAUGCUCACCAGAACUGGUGAAGAUACGUAUGCAGCUACCCGAAAACAGAGGCCUCUACUCCUCGAGCAUACAG